AUGGCGGGCGCGGGGCCGAAGCGGCGCGCGGCGGCGGCGGCGGCGGCGGCGGCCCCGGAGGAGGAGCGGCAGGCGCGGGAGAAGAUGCUGGCGGCGCGGCGCGAGGGCGAGGCGGAGGCCGAGGGCGAGGGCGUGGCCCUGCAGCGCAGCAUCACGCUGCUCAACGGCGUGGCCAUCAUCGUGGGCACCAUCAUCGGCUCGGGCAUCUUCGUGACGCCCACCGGCGUGCUCAAGGAGGCGGGCUCGCCGGGGCUGUCGCUCGUGGUGUGGGCCGUGUGCGGCGUCUUCUCCAUCGUGGGCGCGCUCUGCUACGCCGAGCUGGGCACCACCAUCACCAAGUCCGGCGGCGACUACGCCUACAUGCUGGAGGUCUACGGCUCGCUGCCCGCCUUCCUCAAGCUCUGGAUCGAGCUGCUCAUCAUCCGGCCCUCGUCGCAGUACAUCGUGGCGCUCGUCUUCGCCACCUACCUGCUCAAGCCCGUCUUCCCCACCUGCCCGGUGCCCGAGGAGGCCGCCAAGCUCGUGGCCUGCCUCUGCGUGCUGCUGCUCACGGCCGUGAACUGCUACAGCGUGAAGGCCGCCACCCGUGUCCAGGACGCGUUCGCCGCCGCCAAGCUGCUGGCCCUGGCCUUGAUCAUCCUGCUGGGCUUCGUCCAGAUCGGCAAAGGUGGCGUGUCCAAUCUAGACCCCAAGUUCUCCUUCGAAGGCACCAACUGGGACGUGGGAAACAUCGUGCUGGCCUUGUACAGCGGCCUUUUCGCCUACGGAGGAUGGAAUUACUUGAAUUUCGUCACGGAGGAGAUGAUCAACCCCUACCGAAACCUGCCCUUGGCCAUCAUCAUCUCGCUGCCCAUCGUCACCCUGGUGUACGUGCUCACGAACCUGGCCUACUUCACCACCCUGUCCCCUGAGCAGAUGCUGGCGUCCGAGGCCGUGGCCGUAGACUUCGGGAACCACCACCUGGGAGUCAUGUCUUGGGUCAUCCCCGUCUUCGUGGGCCUGUCCUGCUUCGGCUCCGUCAAUGGGUCCCUCUUCACGUCCUCCAGGCUGUUCUUCGUGGGGUCCAGGGAGGGCCACCUGCCCUCUGUCCUGUCCAUGAUCCACCCGCAGCUCCUGACCCCUGUGCCGUCGCUCGUGUUCACGUGCGCCAUGACCCUGCUGUACGCCUUCUCCAGAGACAUCUUCUCCGUCAUCAACUUCUUCAGCUUCUUCAACUGGCUCUGCGUGGCCCUGGCCAUCAUCGGCAUGAUGUGGCUGCGCUACAAGAAGCCCGAGCUGGAGAGGCCCAUCAAGGUGAACCUCGCGCUCCCUGUCUUCUUCAUCCUGGCCUGCCUCUUCCUCAUCGCCGUCUCUUUCUGGAAGACGCCGGUGGAGUGCGGCAUCGGCUUCACCAUCAUCCUCAGCGGGCUGCCCGUCUACUUCUUCGGGGUGUGGUGGCAAAACAAGCCCAAGUGGCUGCUGCAGGCCAUCUUCUCGGCCACGGCCCUGUGCCAGAAGCUGAUGCAGGUGGUGCCCCAGGAGACGUAGCCGAGAGGACACGCCGAGUGGUCCAGCCAGCACCCGCUCCCCUGCGCCCACACCCGGUCCCUGCGUCCCCACAGCCGCCCACGCCCCUCACUGCCCCCACAGGCCACUGUGAAACUGGUACGAAUCUGCGUCCUGGGUCCAGCAAGGAGACUCGAGCCACUCCCCGGGGGCCCAGGCUGGCACAGCACUCCUGGGCCUCAGGGCCGGGCCGCUCCCCACCCUUGUGUUUGUUUUUUUAACUUAAGUUUUGGGGGGACACCACCGAGAUGCUCAUCUCAUGAAGAAGCGAGGGAGGAGACAGCACUGGUGCCCGGGCCCCUCCCCAUCCCCGGCAGUGGAGGCCGCCGAGGCUCGGACGCUGCCGUCCCAACCCUGGACUUGCACUGACAGCCAGGCCGCUGGCACCACACGCGUGUGCUGGGCCUUAUUUUUUAUUGUCAGGAACGUGGUGACACACUGAACACUGAGCCCCGGGCUGUCUGCCCCGCGGGAGAGGCAGGCCCUGCCCCGAGCAGAGGCUGCGGCUCCGGACGGUGAUUCCGGAACCCGCUCCAGGGGCGAGCCUGGCGGGGCCCAGGCCCCCUAGGACUCCUGGCCAUAGCCCAUCCCACGUGAGACGUGGGCUCCAGCACCCCCCAGGGCCGAGCUGCACUCCACAGCAGACACUCCUGGUGGGCUCCCGGCUGGGCCGCCCCUGCCGCCAGUGCCAGCUGCUCGUUGGGCAGCCCCUCGAGCUGUCUGGGGGCGGGCUCCCAGCUCCCCUCCCACUCACCCCCAUGGCUUGCCCAGUCUUGGUGCCCCCUCACCCCCCGGGCCCCUGCACACGGGGACACGUUCCCUCACCAGCCUGUGUCCUGGGCAGUUCUCCUUGCCGAAGGGUGGGUCGUCCUGGGGUCCUGCACCGAGACCAGCGCUCGGGCCCCGAGAGGCCGGGCACCUCCUGAGCACGGCUUUCCCCAGUGCUUGGCUGGGGGCACCACGUGAGGGGGUCAGAGGGGCCCCGCUCAGAGGGCAGGGCCUGCGUGGGGGCCGUGUGCCAUGGCCCUGGCUCUGGCCAGCCGGCCCGCCCCUCCCCCACCGCUGGGCAGACGGCCUGGGCUCUGCCGUGCUGGGGUUCAGCUGCAGGGCGGGGGCCGCCCCGGGACUGUCUGGGAUGCCCUGGCCUCCCUGACCACAAUCUGACACAUGUCCUGAGGGUUCUGUUGUGGGUUUUCGUGUCGGUUGGCAAAUCCUGGCCUGGGCUUCUUGUUCGGUUGCUUUGCUUCUGUUUGUGUUUUGUCCUAACAUCUAACAAGAUGCCGCUUCCAGCGGGCGGGGCUUGGCCUGGCCGGCGGCGUGCCGUGUCCUGGCCACACCGGGCCCUCCACAGACACCUGCGGAGACUGUGACGUCAAUGGCUAACCUGUUACACUGGGCUACUUAGGGUGGGGAGUUCUGGGUUUUUUUAUGAGUUUGUUUGUGUUUGUUUUUCAAGAAAAACAAUCAGACUUGUAGGUACUGCUGAGGGUCCUCGUGACAUUUCCUGGGCGCCCAGAUCCGGGAGUGGGAGGGGCGUCCUGGGGUUC
This is a messenger RNA of Lepus europaeus (European hare), 3092 nucleotides long. RefSeq names its product solute carrier family 7 member 5 (gene SLC7A5). Gene Ontology annotation, cellular component: membrane. The transcript has 10 exons. NCBI's taxonomy places the organism in Eukaryota, Metazoa, Chordata, Mammalia, Lagomorpha, Leporidae. Bases 1 to 1527 code for a protein of 508 amino acids. Gene Ontology annotation, biological process: amino acid transmembrane transport; neutral amino acid transport. The record is from RefSeq and is a predicted model, not a curated record. Gene Ontology annotation, molecular function: L-amino acid transmembrane transporter activity; neutral L-amino acid transmembrane transporter activity.